AUAACAGUAAUUUUUAUAAUAUAAUAAUGUAAUUGUGAAAUUCCUACAGACGAAGGGCUACGCUUCAACGCUAAAUGCAUAUGAAUCCAACAACACGAUACAAUACACGACACCAGUGAUGUUCGAUGAGCUGUGUUUCGUCGUGCCCAAGGCGCAACAGAUGAGUCAAUGGCGUGCGAUAUUUACAGCAUUCGACGUACGGCUUUGGUACUGUUUAGCCGGUUCGUUUGUCGUAGCUCUGGGUGCGUGGACUCUCAUACGACGUACGACAAAUACACCAUACUCGCUCACACUUCUAGCCAUAAACGUGUUCAGAGUUUUCUUAAUGGUACCGCUCAAUCGUGUGCCAAACAACUUUUCCGAACGUCUAAUGGUCGUGUCCACCGUUCUGUUUGGGUUCAUCAUGGCUACCAGUCUGCAAGCGGUCAUGGUCAAGUAUCUGAGCUACCCAAAAUACGAAAGGGAUGUUGCCACUGUGCAAGAACUAUACGACACCGGCAUGCCAGUCCUUUCGGCUUCCAACAACCUUAUAUUGCUCUUUGAGACUGACGAAAGACCGGUGUACGAAAAGAUGUCAGAUCGAUUUGUAAUCAUCAAAAAUAAGUCUUUGGACAUACUCGGUGUAGUGGCAAGCAAACGGACUUCGGCUGCGAUCGGCAGGAAAAACGAUCUGGUGGAAAAGAUCGCCAGCUCGUACGUGGAAAACAAUCAGGUGCUGCUGCACAUCAUGGACGAGUGCCCGAGGUCGUUCCACAUCGUCUACCUGGUCCGCCGGGACGUGCCGUUCAUAAAAGUCGUGGACCGCAUAAUCACCACGUUCGUGGAAAGCGGCAUCGUCAACAGCUGGUUUGUGCACGCUAAACCUUUCCGGCCGAUAUCCGAUUACCACCAUCGGAAGGACCCGCACCAAGUGUUCACCUUCAAGAACGUGGUGAUCGCGUUCAUGUGCCUCGCGAUCGGACUCAUCGUCAGCACGAUCGCCUUCGUCGCGGAAUUCGUCCACUACCGCAGGUUCGCCGGUCCGGAAAAUUCGCGCCCCGGCGCGGUGCGCGGCUAUCCGAGUCGGAGAAAUGAAGCUUUACUCGCCGCUGCCGCUGCUGAGUGGUUUUCGCCACGCAACUUGCGUGCAUAA
Molecule: messenger RNA, 1132 nt
Organism: Melanaphis sacchari
Lineage: Eukaryota; Metazoa; Arthropoda; Insecta; Hemiptera; Aphididae
Exons: 3
Coding region: 119-1132 (337 amino acids)
Source: RefSeq, a predicted model, not a curated record